Messenger RNA from Mytilinidion resinicola, 1346 nucleotides. RefSeq lists its product as uncharacterized. NCBI's taxonomy places the organism in Eukaryota, Fungi, Ascomycota, Dothideomycetes, Mytilinidiales, Mytilinidiaceae. Bases 1 to 1008 code for a protein of 335 amino acids. Gene Ontology annotation, molecular function: protein binding. The transcript has 2 exons. The record is from RefSeq and is a predicted model, not a curated record.
AUGUCAAAGAAACAAACCAAAUACCGUCCAAGCCGCCUCGAGCUCUUUCCUCUCGAGCUCAGAGAGCGCAUCUACUCCUACCUCGGCCUCCCAAUCCUCUGCCGCUUCCCAGCAACCUGCAGCUGCUCCGAUUGGAAUCAUAACUGCGAGGAUCCCUUCCACUAUUACCACGAUCCUGAGGACGAACGCAAUACACCUUUCACCCGGAGUCUCCUCACCUCUAUCAGAUUCUUCAGUCCUGGUAGAGGAUGGGAAUCCGGUUGCGGAGGGGGGAAGGCCUGGUUCGGGCGCGUGCUAGAGACGUCAAACCACGAGCAAUGCGAAGACGGGGUGGUGAUGUAUAUGCGCGAGUAUCGGACCAUCGGGGCUCUGAUCUGCACGAACAAGUUCAUCGCUGCUGACUUGUAUACUCUGUUGUUCAGGAAGGUUGAAGUGAUCUUCAAUUUCCAGCUCUCCAACAAGGCCGUGUUCCGUUAUCAUAAGGGAUGGCCUCGAGGUGAUAAAAUCCUAUGUGAAGGUGGGAAGCUGAAUGGAAAUUUGCCACCGGUGGGGAAGAAACAAGUGGUACCCUACCAGAUGCAACUGAGCCCUUUUUCGUUCUUGGUCAUGACGCAAAUAACCCUCUCAGACCGCAUUGGCCGCUCAUUCGACGACGAAAUCCCGCAUUCCCGGAAGAUGUCCUACAGACAGCGUCGAGAGAAGUUGGCUAAGCAAACUCUGUCCAUCCGCUUAGUUGCCCAGAAUUCCCCGCAGCUGAAAUCUUUAACGGUGUCCUCCCAUAACGAGCGCGACCAGGGAAGAUUGAAAAAGAGCUUCUUCGAAGCCAUUCCAUUCGCUUUGCGGGAGGCAGCGCGGAUGUGUGAUAACCUGGAGACGGUCAACAUCCGGAUCCUUCAGGAGCCCUACUCUAUUAUGAACGGCAUUGCCCGGAAGCUGAAGAGAAUUUUUUUUCCAUUGGGACGUAAAGAGCUUCCAUUUCAAAGAGGUGCCGCGCUGGGUAUUGGAUGAUGAGCUGGCUGAAUGGGCGACCAGUGUCCUGAUGGAAUUUUGGCGCUAUGAGGGUGAAAUGACAGAGCAGCUUUUACGCCAAGAACGAUUACUAACUCUUAGGCAAGGGUCUACGAAUAGCGGUAUCGGAUUUUUGGUGCGUUCCACUCCUAUAGUCUCUCCAUAAAGUUUCCUUCGUAACAUUGGUUGGAUAGCCAGGGUCUCGAUUGUCGAAGAUUACGAAGGAGAAGAAGGUUCAGAUUCGCCCUAGAGUAGCUGAAUAUACAAAUGAUCUUCCAAACUAGCAAAUGAUUCUUAGUUUGCAGGGGUAUGAGUGUGACUCUAGCAAAUAGUUGGCG